Messenger RNA from Vitrella brassicaformis, 4994 nucleotides. The record is from the annotation of a GenBank genome assembly. NCBI's taxonomy places the organism in Eukaryota, Vitrellaceae.
GUGCUUGAGAUGUUCGAGAGAUACGUUCAUUCGCCCGUCCAUAUAUCCAUUCACCUACCUACCCAUCGGUGAGAGAGCGAAGCCCCACAACAUGUACUGGUCAAUUCGCCAUGAUCUUGAUCCGUUCAUUCAUCGACUCGACGUGCGCAGGAACAACACAGCGUGGAUCUGCCCGCCUGCCUGCCUGCCUCCGUAUCUGUCUGUCUUCAUUGAGCAGUCAACCGGCCUUUUUGGGCCUCAGGGUAGACAGGCAGCCAGACAGAGACAGACAGACAACCACAAGACGAUCGACGUAGAUAAAGGCAGACGACUCACCCAGCCAACGAACGAACCAACCAACACGUCCCCCUUCCCGCGCAAACAUGGCCAGCCAGUGAGGCUGAAUAAUUCCCCUGUCUGCCUGCCUGCCUGCCUACCUUUCUGUACACAGCAGACAGACAGACACAGGCAGGGGAUGAGCGCACGCACAAUACCACUCACUCACUCACUCACUGUACACAUUAAUAUGUUCUAUAUAUAGCGGAGCGGACAGACGGAAGCACAUCGGCCUCCCACUAGGUAGGUACGUCACGUCCACACGCCAUACACAGAAGAUAGACAUACACACAGACACACACACACGGCACGGCACGGAGGACGGACCAAUAAACCAUCCAUCCAGCAGACCACCCAUUACAUGCAUACAGCAAAAGACAAAAAACACGUGUAUGGUAUGCGUCAUGGUUUAUCCAUCCAUCGUGUGGACAGGAGAGAUAAAGGCCACUGACCGACCGGCCGACCGAUGCACACACUCACACUCACUUGCACACACGUGACUGGCCCAAACCCACCCCCCCAGCCACAUACCCAUUGCUACGGGUCAACAAAUCCACACGCACACACAUAGCAUGGAUGUCACGCCUUUUCUGUCUAAGCGUGGAAUGGAAAGACGACAGCUAUGGUGAAGAUGGCCACGGUGCCAUAAAGGAUGUCCAGCAUGAUGCCGACCUUCAUGAAGUCGAGGAAGACAUAACCGCCGGGGCCCAUCACCAUCAGGUGGGUCUGGUAACCUGCAAGCCACACAGUCACACGGAGAGAGAGAGUGGGGUGCUGAUGGCUGGUGUGUCUGUGAGGGGUGUGGUUCUGCCGCACCGAGUGGCACUGAGAAGGCGGCUGAGGCGGCGAUCAUGACGGCCAUGGACAGAGGCCGAUACGAGAUGCCCAACAGGCUGGCCAGCUGCACCGCCAGCGGCAUGGCCAACGCUGCCGCCUACACAUCCAUCCAUCCAUCCAUCGACACACACACCCUUGUUCACUGCACUGCCAUGCAUACGCACCGCGUUGUUGGUCACAAGCUGGGUCAUGACGAGUGUGGCGAAGUACAGCAGGGCCAGCGCGACGAAUGGCGACGUCGACACGGACCGUAUGGCGUCGGCGAUGACCGCCGCGAGGCCGCUGUUGUCCAUGGCCGUGCCGAUACCGAAGGACGAACCGAUCAGCAGCACCAGCGACCAGGACACCGAGUCGAUCGCCUCGGUGGGCGUCAGCCACCUGCACACACACACACACACAAUAUCUCGGUCUCUCUGUGCUGUAUCUGCCUCAAUGUGUGUGUGUGUACCUGAAGACGACGUUGAGGAGUGCGCCAGCGAGUGCGCCGAAUGCAAUGUCGAUGACGUUGGCGGCGGCGAGGGCGAGCAUGAGUAGCAUGAGGACGGCCGACCCGUACUCGGCCCACUUGGACUGCGGCGUGUCCUGGCCCAGGUUGCCCUUCUCACUCACCACAUAAAAAUCGGUUGAGGUGCCCCAACGGCUCAGGAAACUGACCAUACACACAGACACGUGCACACACAUGCCACCCACCAAGUGUGUGUGUGUGUGUGUGGGCCUGUGUGUGCAUUGUAUCUUACUCUUUGGGGGCGAGCAGCAGCAGUGUGUCGCCCACAAUGAUGCGCCAAUCCUCUAUGUGCGAGUGGCCCAACACGCCGCCACCACCACCACCUCCGUGAGUGUGUUCCCUCUGUCCAUGUGUGCUGGCGGGGCUGAUACCACUCCCCAUGAGCUGCUGGAAGCCAUACGACUGUCCACCCAGCACCCCCAACCCAAGGCCAAAGGGGCUGCUGCCUCCCCGCCCACCCACACCACCCACCAUGGGCGACCGGGCCGUCCCGCCCCGGGCAAAGGCCUCCAGCGCUGCUCGCGGCGAGCCGCGCGGCGCCACCCCUGGGUCUCCAUCAGAUGUGUUGUCAUGAUGAUGCGCGUGUGUGUGGGGGGAUGGGGGCGAUGUCUUGGAUGUGCCUGGGGAGGGAGAGGCAGACGGCGAGAGGGAGGGGGACGGACCUAAGCCGUCCGCUGCUGCUGCUGCCGCCGCCGCCGCCGCUGCUGCUGCUCCGGCGGCGGAGGGGUGUGGUAUGCUCAUGGUGGACAGAGACGCCGCGGGGGAGGUCAGCGAGUGGGUGGACUUUCGCACGAAGUGGGGGACGGCCAGGGACUCUGGGUCGCAUCCGACGGCUGACACGGGGUGGGGCUGGUGCACUGACGACGCUGCACACACAGACACACACAGACACUCAGACACAUGGCGCGCCACACACGCGUGUCUGAGCAGGUACCAUGGUGAUGGUGAAUGAAGUGCGCCGAGGCCCGGGCGGACAUGACGGGCGAGUUGGCGUUGAAAUGUGCUGUCUGUCCCCUCCUGCGAAUGGCGAGCACCGACACGCCAUAGAUGGAGACGAUGUUGGGGUCGUUGAACCGCCGGCCGAUGAAGUGGCUGCCCGGGGCGACCACCACCUCAACCAGCUGCUCCAUCAGCGAGUGCAGCUCGGUGGUACCCAGCCGAUUCAGCUUCACGUCAGGGAUUUCCAGACGCUCGCCGUUCUGCUGAGCCUGCACGUAAGCAAGCGCCACACGCACACAGACGGGUGAGAGACACCACGCACAUGGGUGUUGUUCCCCUUGUUUUAUGCUUACUGUGAGGACGGCGUCGGCGUCACACGCGAGCAGCAGCUUGUCGCCCUCACGGAAGACCAUCUCGGGGCUAUUAUAAGAAAUAAAGAAGGAUUAUCUGGAUGAUUCACUGUACCCUGCUUGGUACUGCUGGUACUACGCCUACCCGAUGGGGUAGACCUUCUGCCAUCCCUCCUCCUCCACGUUGAACCGGAGGCCCUUCUGCUGAUGCCCACUGGUGCCAGUGGCAGGCGGUCUGCUGGUGUGCGGCGGGCCGAUGACCACUGGCUCGCUCGUCGUCCUGAACCGUAGAUGGUCGUGUUUGUCGGGGGAAGAGCUGGCCGACGUGGUGGGGGUCUGGAUGGCGUGAGGGUGUGCUGCGGUCAUCAUCUCGAUGCCUGUCGGGUGUGGGUGUGGGGGCGGGGUGGCGAUCGGCUCGAUGGUCACCUCCUCGUGUCGCCGGCGCAGCAGCUGCAGGGCGGUGGCCUCGCCACCGAAUAUCUCCAUCACCGUUGCCAAUAUCGGCCGGCCCACCAGCUUGCCUGCAUGGGAAAACAAGAGACAACGUCGUCUCUUUUCCCUUCCUCUCUCUCCCUGCGUGUGUAUGUGUGUGUGUGAGUGAGUGAGAGGCUUGCAGACCUUUAGGGUUGACAACGAGUUGUGUGAGGAACUCUGAUGCGUGUUCCUUUGUGUGCCUGAAGAGGCCGCCCUUGUUGUCGGGCAGCAGGUAGUAGCCCAGCGUCAGCAUGUAGAGUAUCGCCACCACCUUCAGGCCAGGCAAUCCAUACGUAGUGAGGGGACAAAUGGACAAAUGGAUGGAUGGAUGGAUACAGUCGAUGCGCGUCUGGUGUGUGUGUGUGCGUGUGUGUGUGUGUGUAUGUGUGGAAACUCACCCCUGCCGGCACGCCCACAGCCCCGUUAUCAAAGAAGCCAAAAGGCUGCAAUCCCUUCGCCUGCAGGAAACCUGCACAAAGAGAGAGAGAGAGAGAGAGAUGGAGAGAUGUGUGCAGGUUGGCACGCAUGGCUCCCCCCAACAGCACAGCCUAUGCACCUUGCACGAGCAGGUUGGUGGAUGUGCCGACGAUGGUGCAGACGCCGCCGAGUAUGGACGAGUACGAGAGGGGGAUGAGGAACUUGGAGGGCGCCAUCCGCUGACUCCGCGCCCACUCACGGAUCAGAGGGAUGAAGAAGGCCACCACACUGACAUACACACAGACACAAACACACAUUUGGUGAACGAACGAACGAUUAUCGAUGCGUCACUUACGGCGUGUUGUUGAGAAAGGCCGACAGCACCUGAAUACCCACGCGCACACACAGGGAGCCGAGCAUAGCAUAGCACAUGACUGACUGCGUGUGUGACCGACCCAGCCUCUCACCAUGACAAUGACCAUCUGUCUGAGAAUGCCCCAUCUGGCGCUGAAUCGGUUGCUCUGUCCGCCGCCGGCCGUGUGUGUGUUUGGGCGGCCGAACAGCGCGACCAAACACUGGCGCAGGAACUUGGCGCGCGAAGCCGUCUUGACGAGCACAAACAGCGCAGCCACCGUGAUCAUUCCGCUGUUCGAGAAGCCUGACAGAUACAGCCGGGGGAGAGGUGGGAGGUGAGCACGCCGCCUGUCUGUCUGUCUGCCUGUCUGUCUGUCUGUCUGUCUGGUGAGAGUCAGUGACUGACCAGCGAGUGCCUCGUCGGUGUUGAGUAUGCCUGCCGCCCACUCCAUGACCAACGCCGCCAUCACCUGUCAGCCACAACACAAGCACAACACAAGCACAGUGCACCACACAGAAAGCAGCUCGUUUGUCGGUUCGUUUGUCCGUUGGUGCAGUGCUGUGGUGUGGGAGGGCACAUCACCCACUUGGCGUACAUACCAGUGUUUCGGGCGGGUACACCUCCCAGCAGAGUGCCCCAAACAUGACAACAAGCACACUGGCAGUGUACCACCCCUUCCAACCCAUCGCCGCCAUGUUCUUGGUGUGGCCACUCAGAUACAACCACAGCCACGAUCAAGAGCUGCUGCUUGCCUGCUUCACUCACUCUCCAACUCAACACUCAUCGUGUGCUUUUCCCUCCU